Messenger RNA from Syzygium oleosum, 2141 nucleotides. RefSeq lists its product as uncharacterized. The record is from RefSeq and is a predicted model, not a curated record. NCBI's taxonomy places the organism in Eukaryota, Viridiplantae, Streptophyta, Magnoliopsida, Myrtales, Myrtaceae. The transcript is spliced from 2 exons. Bases 311 to 1999 code for a protein of 562 amino acids.
GGUUGGGGAAACGCGAAAAGCAGGGCAAAAAGUCUCCCAACCCGUCCAGAAUCGGCGCUCUGGACACGGUUCCCAUGCAUCUCAUCCUCUUCAACCUCGCUCUAGAGAGAGGGGUUGCAUCAUGCAUGUUCCAUUUCAAUCUUUGACAUCCUAAGCAACAAGAGAUCUCUACUCUUAAGCAUGACAUAAGACCCUCCUCCACACACACACACACUCUUCCUCCUUUCUUCCUGACCCCUCAACUUCUCAGGACUCCAUUCUUUGUGCUUUGAAAGCAGAGAGAGAGAGAGAGAGAGAGAGAGAGAGAGAGAUGGGGUCAGGGUCUUUCAAGGGCAACAAUGGAGGAGGAGCGCAGAGAGGGCGGCCGUACGGGUUGAUGCUGCUUCUGGCAUUCGGGGCUGCCCUCCUUGGAGUCAUGGCACUCCACAAGCUCCGGGAGAGACGCAUCUCCAAUCUCCUUCUCAAGGACAAGGACCGCCAGCUCUUCUCUCUCCACCUUCUCUUGCAGAGAGAAAGAGACCACAGCAAGGAAAUGAAAAGGAAAUUUGAAGGGAUGAAAGAGAAGAUGUACGCCUUUAGGACACAAAAGAUGGAGCUGGAUAGUGCGGUCCUCGAGAUGCAGUCUACAGUCGGCUCGCUGAAGGACGAGAUGCGAGCAAUGGAGUUGGCGGUCCAAGAAAAGGACAACGAACUCAAAAUGCUGCAUGAAAAAAUUAUGGAGGCAAGCCGAAAAGAUCCUGAGGAAGUUCCUUUGAGAGAAAUCUUGAAGCUGAAGGAAGCAGAAAUUGAGGAUUUGAAGCAGCGUCUCGAGAAACAGGUCAACAUCGGGUCAGCGAGCUCCGACGACCCGUCUAGUUUGCCUCGGAAUUCCAGUAUGCAAGGAGGCGAGGUACAGAAGGACGAAACAAGCAAUGUGGGUGUAGAAGGAAAGGGCGAGCCAGCGCGCGAAUCAAACGGGACUUCCUUGAUUGAGAGCCAAAAUGAAGUCCUGGAUGGCGAAGUUGCAUCAAGAUCUGAAGAGGGUUCUGAAGACAAACUGGGUUCUGCUGAUAAGAGGGAAGUGACAGAGAUGGAAAAGGUGCAGGGGAAGGGAGAUAGCUCAGGUGAACAUCAAGAGCAAGGACAAGUUGCCAGUGAAGGGAAUGGGACAGAGGACGGUAGAGUAAAUAUUUAUGGUCUCCAAGAGGAGCGAAAAUCGGAUACUGGAGAUGAAGUCUCGAGAAACAGGAAUGAAAAUGGUAAUGCGGAGACCAUCAAUUUGAAGGAAAGUCUAGAAGAGAGUGGAGUAGGGAAGGGUGGUCUGAAGUUGGAAACUUCAGAAAAUGUUCACAGCAAUGAAUCAGACUCUGUUGUUGUGGUAAAGCAAGGCAAUCUACAUAUCAGUAGGAAAAGGGGAAAGAAAUGGAGGAUGCUUGCAAGGAAUAGGAGGCUCGGGAACAAGGGGAACAAAAAAGGAAGACUCAUUAGAGACGCGAAUGAAAUCGAGCGAUACGGGAGCGAAAGAGAAAACCAGCUAGAGAGCACCGAAAAUUACCAGCAAAAUGGCACCCACUUGAGAAGAGAUGAGCCUGAGCAGAGAGAAGAACAAGAGAGGAAAGAAGGUCGAGAUCAAGUUGAAAUCAAGAGUGUGGCAGCUGACUCCAACGAAGACAGGGUAAACGGGGGAGAGGAACGUGACAAGAGCCAGGGAAACAGAGAUAAGUCGAUUGAGUCUGAAAAUUCUGAAGAUAAGGGAGAUGUAGAAGAGAGUGCAAUGAAUGGCGGCAGAAAAGGUCCUCUUAAGGAUGAACAGGAAGAGAUGAAGAGUGGCAAUUCGUCGACGAAUGGCGAAGUCUUGACCAAUUCUGCUUCACAAGGGAAAGCUGAUAACAUCAUAAAUGAAGACGGAGAACGGGAAGCCAAUGUGGAAAUCCAAAGACAAGAAGGUCAAGGAGCCAAUGAAGACGGUGCCCGCCAGGAUUUCUCGCGGGAAACUGAUGGUUCCCAGUUCGGAAAAUAAGGACGACUACAAGGCGGAAACCGAUGGUUCUGGGCUCUAGAUUUAACCCAAUUGUGCUGUAAACUAAAGACCCUCUGCGUUCCUUUUUUACUAUCGCUGUGUGUUCAGACAAUCAGAUUUAAUCUUUAUUAGAUAUUAUCCA